AAAUAGAUCUGAUAUGGCCGACCAAGAUGCGGCCGGAGACAGACACCUGGAGGAGGCGGCCAAAAAACUCAACCGCGGAAAAGGAUUUCUUAGCAAAUGGAUGAAUGGCGGCAAUGACGGCCCAGAACAAGCUUGUGAGUUCUACGUGAAGGCUGGCAACUGUUUCAAAGUAGCCCAGAAAUGGGAGAAGGCAGGCAACGCUUUCUGCUCUAGCGCUAAACUGAAAUCGAACGGCGAGCACAGACACGAAGCGGCCACUAAUUACGUUGACGCAGCUUUGUGUUAUCUGAAGAUAGAUUACGAACAGGCCAUCGAGUGUUACAGGAGGGCUGUGGAGAUAUACGUUGACAUGGGCAGGUUCUCAAUCGCAGCCAAACACCUUACCACUGCUGCGGAAAUAUACGAGACAAAGGUCAUUGAUGUUGAAAAAGCACUACAAAUGUACAGUCAAGCGGGUGAGUUCUACAGAGGGGAGGAGUCAACGUCAGCCGCUAACAAAUGCUUCCUGAAAGUGGCGCACAUUGCGGCCAAGCUGGACCAAUUUGAGAAGGCAAUCGAACUGUUCUCGGAAAUCGGAGCCAAAUGUGUGGAUAAUUCAUUGUUAAAAUACGGAGCCAAGGACCACUUUUUCAAAGCCACCUUGUGUGCAUUGGCAAUAGAUCACGUUAGAGCCCAGCAAUGUGUGGAAAAGUAUGGAGACAUUCAUCCUGCGUUUAAAGAUUCAAGAGAGUACAAAUUAUGUCUGAGUUUAAUUUCGGAUGUGCAAAACGAAAACACAGAUGAAUUCACACUGCAUGUUAAAGAUUACGACAAAGUUUCACGUAUGGACGAAUGGUUAACGUCUUUACUUUUGAAGAUUAAACGAACUUUGCCAGCAUCGACUAAUCAAGCGUCAAAUGUUGGCGGGGGUUUUGAAGAGUCUGAAGUCACUGCUGGACCACCUCCGGAAGAUUUUGACGAAGACGAUUUGGCCUGAGAUAUAGGCUCUGUGUAACAAAAUUGGUCCAUGUAAAAUAUAUUUUUAAAAUAACUUGCAUAAUCUAUUAGUUAAAAUAAUCAUCAUGAUGACCAUAUUAAUGAUUCGAAAAAGUUAGUUAGUUUCUAGAAUUUAGUCGGUGAAUUUGGACCUGCUUUUGCUACACGAUUCCAAUUGCCUCGAAACCAGAAAACGUUGUCUUUUCGCAAUCAACUUCUGACUUUUCAUCGAAAUUUGAGUUUUACACCUGUACUCCAAACCGCGCUAUUCCUAUUUUGAAAACUAGUGCUGCUGAAUCAAUUGAAGUAAUAAUUGAGCAUGGGUUAGAUGGAUCGUAGCACCACACACAAUCGCAACUUAUUUUUAGAUUAUUUGAAUUAAAUAAAUUGAUAUAAAUCUUCUUUAUGAUGUUCAUAAUUUCAAAGACUAGAUAUUUUACAAUGAUUACACUGCGAAUGUCUGAAAAUACGUGUCAUAUUUAUAUAUUUGAUGUAAA
Messenger RNA from Symsagittifera roscoffensis, 1472 nucleotides. Its product is annotated as alpha-soluble NSF attachment protein-like. The record is from RefSeq and is a predicted model, not a curated record. Gene Ontology annotation, cellular component: vacuolar membrane; SNARE complex. The coding region runs from base 14 to 976 and encodes 320 amino acids. Gene Ontology annotation, biological process: SNARE complex disassembly; intracellular protein transport. The transcript has 4 exons. NCBI's taxonomy places the organism in Eukaryota, Metazoa, Xenacoelomorpha, Acoela, Convolutidae. Gene Ontology annotation, molecular function: syntaxin binding; soluble NSF attachment protein activity.